This is a messenger RNA of Dovyalis caffra, 210 nucleotides long. Lineage: Eukaryota; Viridiplantae; Streptophyta; Magnoliopsida; Malpighiales; Salicaceae. The record is from the annotation of a GenBank genome assembly.
AUGGCGAUUGGCAGGUGGCAAGAGGAGAAGCAGAAGUGGGGCAUGGCAACCAAGAACCUUCUAAACAGUAGCUUUAAGGACACUAACAGAGCGAGAGCAAGGAGAGAAUCACGAUGGGAGUGGACCGUGGAGGACUCGCACAUUCAGUCUGCUUUUUGUCUCAAUACAGAUGCAUAUAUUGGGACAAUGCAACAAAAAAAUUUCUUCUAG